UUGAAAUUGUAAGUGUAAAAUUAUAAAUAAAAAAAUAUCAGUAUUUAAUAUAGGUAUUUAUAAUUACGUUGAUAAACGCACGUAUUUAGGCAUUAAUAAAAUGGAAUAUGCAGCAACAGAUGAAACAAAAAUGCCGGUUGAAAUUACCGAUUUAAGAGAUGAAUCUGCUGACGAGUUUCAAAAGUUUAUCCACGAUCUAUUCGAAAACAAUGGUGUAUUAAAUGAUCUGAGAGCUUAUUUGCGAGGGCAUAUUGUAGAUGUUUUACAAAGGGCUGAAACAGGUCAGUCUACUUUAUGCCACAAGAAUUUCACUCAGCGCUUGGAACUAACAUUUCAAGCUGUGAAUAUACUCAUUGCUGAAUAUUUACUCAGAAUGGAAUUUAAGUACUCUCUUUCCGUUUUCAUAUCAGAAAUACCACUAUCCAAUAUGGUUUUCAAAUUUGCUAAUGCUCUUUUGAAGUCAACGGAUUCUGCUUUAUCAGGGUUAAGGUUUGGAGAAAGUGAUAUUUGGAGUAUACUAAAUUAUUUAGGUAUUAAAUGUGACUCUGAGCAUGCAUCUAAAAUUGUUGAAGUUUACAAAAACCAACCAGACUCACCACUUUUGUGGUGUAUACUCAAAUGUGUACCAAUGUACCAUAAGCCAGAGUGUUCAGAACAAGUGCAUUCAUCAGAAGAAAGUCAGUCAUGCAGUGCUAAAAGUGAAGACUCGUUUGAAAAUAUAGUCAAGAAGAAUUCUCAUACUGAUGAAACCAACAAAUGCAAACAUUUCACGUAUUGUAAAUGUUGCCAGAGCAAAGUUGCGAGAUUGAGAGAGAAAUAUAAAAGGAAGAAAAUUAAAGUCGACGAGAAACCAAAAAGUAUGGAAGUGAAUAAUCUUACUGCUGUGACAUUUAUGCAAAAUAUCGGUAUUCUCGAGCGGUCUAUGGUCGAUGAGAUGUUCCAGCAAUUAAAAACCGUUUACGAUACAGAGAUGGAUAUGAUGAGAGAUGAAAAAGAGAAGAAAAUAAAACGUUCCAUCGCCAAUCACGCGUUACAGUUACAGAAGUACCGAGAAGAGUUGGAGCAGUCGUUCUGUGCGCGUCGCACGGAGCUGACGCACAACGCACAGCGCAGGCAACGCUUCCUGUGCGAACUGGCGAGGAGACUUGCGCAAGCGCAGCAGCAUCUCGCCCAGGAGGAACAGAAACUUAAAAUUCAAAUGCAAGACGCGGAGAAAAUUCUCAUGAAGAAAGGCGAAGAGAUGCGAAGCCAGAUAUCAGAAGAGCUGACUCUGCUACAAACUCAUUUAGAGACAAUCAAAAAAGAAAAAGAAGAUGUCAACAAGGAAAGAGUAGAAUUGGAAAAUCUUAAGCAAAUUUACAACAAUAUUAUUAUUUUAAAAGAAAAAAAUACUAAAGAUAAUGAAGAUAUAAAAUUAAACUAUGACUUAUUGAGAGAUGAAGUUGUCAUGCUUAGAAAAUACAUAGAAACGAACAAAGUAUCGUCGUGUUCGGUCGACAGGGGGACGGUGACGGAUCUGUGUGGGGUGAAGAGUUUGAUGAACAACGAGAAUGGCGGUAGUUGUAAAAGUGAUGACGACAGGCUCAAGGUUAACCAGGUCGUAAACGAUUUGAAGAAGCGGAAGAACGUUAACUCGAACCAGUUAAACAUUGAAGACACGUGUGUGGAGUUAAAUCGCCAGCGCAGUUGUGAGAGUAACGAUAACAUGAGAUCGGAGAUAGAGAAUGUUACCAUACAGAAUCUGAAGGAAGAGAACGAUAGACUGAAAAUAUUUGCUAGACAGCAAUCGGAGCUCAUCGAGAGGCUGUCCCGCGAGCGACGCCUGCAAGCGUCCCGCGAGCCGCCCGCCGGGUACUUGCCGCGAAGCAGUGUGAAUCAAACUCCAGACGAGCUCGGCGUGCAGUCCCGAGUUCUGUUCCCGGGCGAUACAAUACCGUUUAUAGGCGUCGUAGGGAACCGGCAACGUGACGAUAGCAGACGCCUGCUGAACCAGUGGCGAGGUCCGAGCCGCCAUCGAAAAGCCGACGUAACCUUUCAACCCAAUACAAGUGCUAUCACAACAAACAGUACAGAAGUUUCUAGUAACAGAGAGGCAGAUGAAACUUCAAAACCAGAUGUUUGUGAUCAAUCACCAAAUUUCAAGCUGCCAAGUCCUGUCAACAGUAAAGUAAAGGAAAAGAUUUCGAAGACAGUUUUAAGGGAAGCGAAACAGAUAUUAAGAGACAAAACAGUGCUUUCGUCAGCGGUCAGCGAUAAAAGUUCUGACGAUACGAUUCGAGAGGCGAAACUUCGAUUACGAAAGUUAGAAAUAGAAGCGGAAGCUGUGGAGAAAUCUUAUCUAGACUACAAGAUGAGACAGUCUGGAGUGAGUGCGGAGAAAACUAACUCGAUACUUGAUGAUGUAAAAAUAUUAGGCACAAAGAAAAGUAAUUCUUUUCGAAAACUAGAUGAAAAUUCUAAUAAAAAUGACAAGUUUGUCUUCAAAGAGUCGCCGGAAGAAAUAAAAAAAGAUUUCGAUAAAUAUUUCAAGGAAUAUCAAAGAACAAACACCGGAAAGUCCCAUUUACAAAACAUAUAUUCCGUCAUGGAAAAAAUUAAACCGAUUCCUGAAUCUUAUUUUCAGAAAAAUGAAAACAGAAGUAACGAUAUAAAUUACUUAGAAACUCCAUUAAUGGAAUUUAGGAAAUUAUAUCAAACUCAAAAAUCGAAGGUUAGAACUAAUGAGUCAAAUUAUUAUAAUCACAUUUAUACUGAAAAUGAUCGAAGUGAACACGAAAUUACAAAAAACGUCAAAAAGGUAACAAGCGAUGAUGCGUGUAUGCAAGAUAAUAAGAGCAAAGAAAAUAUUUGUAUACCAAAACAUACUAACGGAAAUAUAAUUGAAAAAUUAGAAGAAAUUGGUGAAAAUAAACAAAACAUACAAGUUAAUCAUACUGAACAGAAUAUAGGAUGUACCGACCAAACAUCUAAAGAUAGCAAAACCGAACUACCAGUUAAAAUUGAUAACCAAAAACCUGAGGUAGAUGUAUUAAAUAAAACAGAGGAUGAAGUAAGCAAUAUAACUGAAAUUAAUCAUGAAUCCAACGUAGAAUUAGAAAAUAAUGACUUAGAAACUAAUCAUAAAUCUAACGUUGAAACAGAAAAUCAAAAUUUAGUUAAAACAGACGAGAUGAUUGACCAAAGAUAUAACAAAGAAAUGAAACCUGAAGAAUUAAAGAAAGAAAUAAAAAACCUACUCAUUGUUGAAGUUGAAAACGUAUGCGCUACAACCAACAUUGGAGCUUCAGAAUCGGAUAAAGAUUUAUUAGUCGUUGUCGAAAGUUCAAUGGACAACAAAGAACUUGUUUUGCCUAACGAAACAAUUUCAACACAAAUGACUAUAUUAGUUAGUCCUAAAAGCGAUAUCAAAGAUGUUGGUGAUGAAACAUAUAAACUAUCACCAGAAAUUGCAAAAUUAACAGAAAACGAUGCACUAAAUUCUAUAUAUCGUACUGACGCUAAUCUAAUUUCUAGCGUCGAUAUGCCGUUAGAUACGAAGAAGAUCGAGUUCAUUGGUGAUAUUGAAAGAGAUAUUCAAGACUAUCCCGAUGACUUGUCAGCAGACGUUGAUAACUACAACAGUUACAGUUACGGCAAAAACUCUCCGAUAUCCCUGCCGAAAACAUCCGAAGACGACAGUUUUUGGGACUUAUAAGUUAAAAAUGAAACACUAAAAACCA
Messenger RNA from Nymphalis io (European peacock), 3719 nucleotides. Its product is annotated as repetitive organellar protein-like. The transcript is spliced from 17 exons. Lineage: Eukaryota; Metazoa; Arthropoda; Insecta; Lepidoptera; Nymphalidae. The coding region runs from base 101 to 3694 and encodes 1197 amino acids. The record is from RefSeq and is a predicted model, not a curated record. Gene Ontology annotation, molecular function: protein binding.